ACACAAAUAGUGAAAUUUCUCACACCUUGAAGAUGCUCUGGUAGUCUGGUACUGUACAGUCGCAGCGGCGAAAGGGGAAUCGCGCGAAAUGGAGCUCUCAUCGGCGGGGAGGUGGACUGACCUCCCCGAGGACAUCGCCCUAGCCGUCGCCUCCCGCCUCCAGGAGGCUGAUGUGUGCGCGCUCGGCGGCUGCUCGCGCACCUGGCGCAGAGCCUGCGACGCCGACUGCAUCUGGGAGCGCCUCUUUCGCUGCCGCUGGCCAGCUGCCGUGGCGGAGGCGUCGGCGUCGUCGUCCCGUAUGCAGGGCUGGAAAGCUCUCUACAUCAGCCAACACAGAAGAAUGGCUGCUGCAAUAUCUAAUGUGGUUGAAUUUGUGGGAGGCAGCUUAAAUAAUGGGUCACUUGAAUCCGAAUACUAUCUGAAAGCUAUUGCUGAUUUGGCCAUGAUACUUGAUAUAGGAUUUCUCGAUGUCCAGUUUUUCUUGUUUUCAAGGAACCAUAGUGCGAUAAUAAACCUAAUUGGACUGCACUACUCGAUCGCAUCUUUGCAUGUGCUGCCAGCUGAAGUCAGUAAAGCACUCCAAGCUCACCGUGUAUCAGAAAGGAUGGUUUGUGUGAACUUGCUCAAGCUUGGUAGGUGGUUCUAUGGUUUCCGGUUGCCUGAUGAGUACGAGUCCCGCAAAAUCUCGCUAGGUGAGCUCACCACGGCUGAGGGAGCAGAGAUUCUUGCCAUUCUUAACCGUGGAGCUGUCCACGAGGUGUUUCGUCUCCGCAUCGGUUUGGUGAACGUAGAUAAGUGAUCUGGAGUACAAAAAAAGUACACACACAAUAUGUACUUGGCUUGUUUUGCCCAUUGUAAAUAUGUGUAGUCUUUCUGUGUUGUAAGUCAUCUGCUGCUCUCUGGGUUCUUCUUUGUUGUAAGUGCAACUGUGGGGAUGGAUCGAAGUAUGGACCCAUUUAAACUUUUGUGGCAUCAUAGUCUUCUAUAAACAAAUAAUAAAGGCUUGCCAUGUGUAAUUAGUGCU
Molecule: messenger RNA, 1024 nt
Organism: Zea mays
Lineage: Eukaryota; Viridiplantae; Streptophyta; Magnoliopsida; Poales; Poaceae
Product: F-box family protein
Exons: 4
Coding region: 89-799 (236 amino acids)
Biological process (GO): SCF-dependent proteasomal ubiquitin-dependent protein catabolic process; protein polyubiquitination
Cellular component (GO): SCF ubiquitin ligase complex
Molecular function (GO): protein binding
Source: RefSeq, marked validated